Molecule: messenger RNA, 621 nt
Organism: Alternaria viburni
Lineage: Eukaryota; Fungi; Ascomycota; Dothideomycetes; Pleosporales; Pleosporaceae
Exons: 2
Coding region: 1-621 (206 amino acids)
Source: RefSeq, a predicted model, not a curated record
AUGGCAAGCCAGAACUCCAACCCCAACGCAGACCCUGUCUUCUUCGGUGGCAUAGAAGUCGACAUCACCCAAUUCGAUUUCAGCGACCAUACUUCGAAGGUCAACAGUCUUACGAUAACAUGCGCAGUCUUCAUCGCUCUGGUGGUGUUGACUGUCGGUCUCCGCCUCUUCGCAAGAGCGAAAUACUAUCUCUUCAUCUGCCAAAUCCUAUACGCCUUUGCUAUUGCGUUGACGAAGAUCGCCAUCAUAUCGUCGUACCUGCGUUUCAUCCACGACAAGACCUUCCGCAUCUGGAUGUACGCGAUAUCUGUGUGCAUCGUCGGUCUAUGGAUUUCGGGUAAGACAAGCCACAGUUACCGACACGUGACAUGUGCUGAAGUACUGUUAGGAAUCUUCGUCACCAUCUUCCAAUGCCGUCCGGUCCAAGGAGCGUGGGACUUCACCCUCGAACCAGUGUGCGUCGACUACGUCACCUAUCUAUACGCCAGCUCCGCCGUUAAUGUCGCGACGGAUCUCCUCCUUUGCGCGUUACCUAUACCUCAUAUUUGGAGGCUGAACAUGCCAAAAAGGCAACGAAUCGUUCUCUGUGUGCUACUGGCAGGAGGUGCAAGGUAUGUGUAG